Molecule: messenger RNA, 724 nt
Organism: Thlaspi arvense
Lineage: Eukaryota; Viridiplantae; Streptophyta; Magnoliopsida; Brassicales; Brassicaceae
Source: the annotation of a GenBank genome assembly
UUUAGGGUUUUGUACCCCUUUAUUCCAUCUCAACUUUUCGAUGGCCGAUCAGAGGAAGAGGCACAAUGAAUCCGAUAUUCAAGCAAAAGAAACCCCUGAGCAAGAGCACGAGAAUCGGAAGAAGCAGAAGAAGUUUGAAGCAACUAUGGAGCCUUGGGAGCUCAAGGAGGGCAUGUAUCUCAAGAAGCAGAAGAAGAAAAUAGCUGAAUUAAGUAAACGUCUAAAGGAGAUGUGUGAACUUGUGAAAAAACUAGAGAAGAAGUCAGAUAUACGGGAGAACUCAUUGAAGGAUGCAUUUAUGGUUAAGUGGGAAACCAUUUUCGUCUUGGGAUUCAACUGUUCCUUUCCUAGGGAUGAAAUCAAGAGCUCAUUGAAACAACACUUCAGUUCUUGUGGACCGGUCACAGGGGUUUAUGUUCCUUUUCAUUGUAAAACCGGUCAUCCCAUGGGAGGCAGAGAAGGCGUUAAAACUCAAUGGAAGUUACUUGGGAGGGGAGUCUCUUUUUGUUACGAUGGCGAGAAAAAGAGACGAAUCCGCUUUCUUUACAAACUUGUGAACGUUGUCAUAGAGCUCGGAAGAAGCGCCAACUGGAACACUUCUAUAAGACUUCCAUUAAUGGUUUCGGUCCCUGAGGAGCCAUUCGACAACAUCGCUCUCAUAAACUUCUAUGCUUCCAAAGAAGGCCAUGAGGUCAAGUCUACUCUCAAAGCAUAUUGUGGUAUC